This is a messenger RNA of Aspergillus homomorphus CBS 101889, 1476 nucleotides long. Its product is annotated as FAD-binding domain-containing protein. Gene Ontology annotation, molecular function: FAD binding. The transcript has 5 exons. The record is from RefSeq and is a predicted model, not a curated record. Bases 1 to 1476 code for a protein of 491 amino acids. NCBI's taxonomy places the organism in Eukaryota, Fungi, Ascomycota, Eurotiomycetes, Eurotiales, Aspergillaceae.
AUGCGCGUAAACACCCUCCUGCCGCUAGCCGGCCUAGCCAGCGCCAGCGCAGCAGCGACCAAGGGCUGCAACGUGCUGCAGGGCGCGCUGGACCAGGUGUUCCUGCCGAACACCUCGGUGUAUGAGUACGAGGCGCAGCAGUUCUGGUCCAACACGGAGCUGAUGUCGCCUGGGUGCGUGUUCCGGCCGCAGUCUUCCGCGCAGCUGGCGCGCGGCAUCGAGAAGCUGGUGGCGGCGCAGGCGGAGUUCGCUGUGCGCGGCGGUGGACACAUGGGCAUCCGCGGCUCGAACAACAUCGACAACGGCGUGCUGAUCGUCAUGUCUAACCUGACGACGCUGGAGCUGUCGAGCGACCACUCGAUCUUGCAUCUUGGUCCUGGAUUCCGCUGGCAACAAGUGUACGACUUCCUGGAGCCGUACGAGCUGGCGGUGCCGGGCGGGCGUCUGGGUCCCGUGGGCGUGCCCGGCCUGCUUUUGGCCGGCGGCAUCAGCUACUACGGCAACCAGGUGGGCUUCUCGUGCGACUCGGUGGUCAACUACGAGGUGGUGCUGGCCAACGGCACGGUGGUCGAGGCCAACGCGACGUCGCACGCGGACCUGUUCUGGGCGCUGAAGGGCGGCAGCAGCAACUUCGGACUGGUGACGCGCUUUGACAUCGAGACUCUCCCGUCCACCAAGGUGUGGGCCGGUACCUGGACCGUGGCUGAGGAGUACAUUGAGGAUUUCCUGGCUGCGACUGCCGCCUUCGCAGCCAACAACACCGACCCCAAGACGCACAUCGUGCCCGCCGUCGUGCCCGCCCAGGACUUGACGGUGGCCUCGGUGAUUCUUUUCUACGACAGCCCCGAUGAGAGCUAUCCGGAGGCGUUCAAGCCCUUCACGGAUAUCCCUGCUGUGUCGCAGACGAUGGGCUUCAAGACGCUGGCCGAGAUGUCCAAGGAGAUGGGCGCCGUGGUGACGGAUCAUAUCAACGACAUCUUCGUAGCGGGCACCAUCAAAGCCACCACCUACGACGACCUUCUCAAGGGCGUAAACAUCAUCAACGCGACCUUCGCCGCACAACUGCCCAAGCUCUACGCGCAGAUCCCUGCCUCCGACAUCUCGAUCAUCGAGCUAGACUGGCAACCGAUCGGAGCGAACUGGAUCAACGCGUCGAACAAACGGGGCGGAAACGCCCUGGGGCUGGACGCCUCGGAGAUCUACUUGUGCUACGCGGAAGUGGUCGAGUGGAUCGGCAGCGCGUACGACGAGGUCGUCGGUGCUUGGGUCGUUGAGACGACGGAUUUGAUCAACAAUGCUACUGCUGCUGCUGGGUUGUAUGAUCCGUUCAACUACAUGGGUGAUGCUGCCUGGUUCCAGGAAAUUUAUGGGGGCUAUGGCAGUGCGAAUGUUGAGAGACUCCAGGAGGUGGCGAGUGCGUAUGAUCCUGAAGGGGUCUUUCAGACGCUGAUGCCGGGUGGGUAUAAGAUCUUUUAA